Molecule: messenger RNA, 675 nt
Organism: Trematosphaeria pertusa
Lineage: Eukaryota; Fungi; Ascomycota; Dothideomycetes; Pleosporales; Trematosphaeriaceae
Exons: 2
Coding region: 1-675 (224 amino acids)
Source: RefSeq, a predicted model, not a curated record
AUGGCGACCGAGGAGAAAAAGAAGCGCGUCAGUCGUUGGGACUUAGGUCCUGAGGACGAUCCCGCACUUCCCAGCAGCGACAUGGCGCCCACUGAGGAAACCAAGCGCGUCAGUCGUUGGGACGUGGGUCCUGUGGGCGGUCCCGCACUUCCCAGCAACGACAUGGCGCCUACUGAGGAAACCAAGCGCGUCAGUCGUUGGGACGUGGGUCCUGUGCAAGAAACCAAGCGCGUCAGUCGUUGGGACGUGGGCCCUGUGCAGGAAACAAAGCGCGUCAGUCGUUGGGACUUAGGUCCUCUGGACAGCCCAUCGGUCCUGGAUCCAUCAGCAAAGAUUUCCAAGCCUGGUCCCCAGGGCAAGUCCUCACGUUCGGCUCAGUCGUUGAUCUCGAAGCGCGUGUCUCGGUGGGAUCUUGGUCCGCAAGACCAGCCGACAAAGCAAGUUCCGCUACCAGCGACUUCGGAAAUUCAAGACGGUUCGCAACGGCAGUACAGCCUGCUUGACCUCCCCGGAGAAGUCCGCCGGCAGAUCUACGACUUCUGCGUUCCCCGCUCGGCCGUCAGUCUAUACCCCACGACUUCAUCCGACGCAAGCCGCGAGUUCUCCGGACUCCUGCAAACAUGCAAGCUCAUCAGAGCCGAGUUCCUCAUCCACCGCGGCGACCCCCGUGAUUAA